This is a messenger RNA of Centropristis striata (black sea bass), 3975 nucleotides long. Its product is annotated as TRPM8 channel-associated factor homolog. The coding region runs from base 16 to 2772 and encodes 918 amino acids. Lineage: Eukaryota; Metazoa; Chordata; Actinopteri; Perciformes; Serranidae. The record is from RefSeq and is a predicted model, not a curated record. The transcript has 11 exons.
CCGAUCCUUGUCACCAUGUCCAACCAGCCCAUCCAUGACCACCAUCAAGGGGCCUACAUGGCCCUGAUGAGAGGCCUGAGAGAGCUGGACCUCCCUGGUGGCUGUGUUCCCGGGGACCUGGUGCUUAUUGGAGACCAUGCCUUUCCUUUGGCAAUGAACAGCCAGGGCCAGGUCCUCAUGGCAGCCUCUCUGUACGGCGGUGGAAGGAUUGUGGUCCUGGGUCAUGAGGGCUACCUGACCACCUUUCCUGCUCUGGUGGAGAACGCUCUGACCUGGCUGAGAGGAGAUGGAUCUGAGAACUUGUCUGUUGGGGUUCAUAAUGGCGUCAAGGCGGUCGCUGAUAACCUCAGCAAGUCCAGUUUCGACGCCCGAGUUGUGGGGAAAUUCAGUGACAGUCCUGGGGUCGGGGUGUAUGUGACUAAUGCCUACAGCGUGGGUCCAGACGCGCAAGACCUGGUGGCGUUUAUGAAAGCUGGAGGGGGAGUGCUGAUAGCUGGGCAGGCGUGGAGCUGGGCUGCAAAGCACCCAAAGGAGAACACGCUGCUUCAGUUUGAGGGGAAUAAGGUGUCUGGUGUGUCAGGGAUCUACUUCUCUGAACAUCAGUGUAAGGUAGAGCGUCUGCCUGUCUACCCACAGAUCCCUACCUCGUGGAUGGCUGUAGUAAUCGGUAAGGAUUUUGAGGAUGACUUAGAGUUCUUAGUCAAGGGGGUGCCGGAGAUUGACCUGGCUGGAGCGAUAGUUUCUGAGGUUCUGGUCCAUGGCCCACUAGCCUUCCCCAUCGGUGCCACUGAGAGUGGACGGGCGUUCCUGGCAGGAGCCUACUAUGGGCAGGGACGAGUCAUUGUGAUCACACAUGAAGGACUAAUGGGACGAGAGUCACUGGCUCCCUUCUGGAAGAAUGCCCUUCUUUGGCUGGAUGAGGGCCGGCAAGGGGUCGUUGGUGUGUCCCAUAAACCUCAAACUGUCAAAGUCCUCAGCCAGUCGGGGUUACAGUGUGAACAGACAGUCUUCAGGAAAGACUUGAGUGUGUUUGCGUGCACAGCGUACAGCGAUGCCCAAGCAGAGGAAAUCCGAGACUUUGUGGCAGAGGGAGGAGGCCUGCUGAUUGGUGGACAUGCCUGGAACUGGGCACAGAAAAACAAGGGGAAAAAUGAGUUAACGGAUUUCCCAGGGAACAAGAUCCUGAACACAAUGGGCUUGAGUAUAUUGAGAGGAAUAAUCAGAGGAGGUGUACACAAGUCCCCUGUGCCCAGUCAGGCCAUAAAAGACACCUACCACUUCCGCCACCUUCUACACCGAUUCGCCGGUCAUGUAACCAACGGGGACAAGCUCAACAAGAACGAGGAGGAACACCUGACUAAACUGGGCCAGGACUGUGCCACCUACUUGCACAUGAGGGCCAAUGACUGCUCCUCCUACACACAGGUCGUAUCCACUCUCACUGACCUCGUGAUGAAGUCAGGCAUGCCUCAGGUGUGUGCCAGCUGCCCUGUGAAGAGUCCCAAAGACCACCUCCUCCUCAGUGUGGGGGCAGAGGUUUAUAAGGUCUGCCCAAAUCCUGAUGCCCUCCUGCCCUACCUCAUCAAGGAUAACCCCUUGAUGCCAGUUGUGUAUAACCACAGAAUCAAGAUUAAGGUUGACACAAAGGGAGGGGAGGAGUGGAUCAGUACAGGCCUCUACCUCUCUCCUGGAAUGAAGACCUACAUUUCUUUGCCGGCAGAGAUUGUCAACAAGGGAUGGCAGAUCCAGGUAGGCUGUCAAACAGACCGUCUGAAAUCUGCUGUGUUGAAGAGAGCGCCGUGCGUCCAUGUGCGAUUCCCAGUGACCUCAGAGAUGAUACAGGUGUCUAACCUGUGGGGGGGGCUCAUCUACCUGGUGGCCCCUCCCAAAACACAGCUGGAGCAGGGAGAGGUCACGGUGCAGAUGGCUGUACCUGCACCAUACUAUAAAUCUGGUGUGACAACGCCUGCUGAGUGGUCCUUGCUGCGUACAGCUCCCUCACCCUGGGCAGAGCUGGAGUUUGAAAACAUCAUCCUCACUGUACCGUCAGACGCUGUUCAUGAUCUGGAACGGCCUGACGAGUUGGCAGCACUUUGGGAUAAGAUGAUGAGGGCCAUCGCUGACCUGGCUGCCAUACCACACAAGUUCCCUCGCAAAGAGCGCUUUGUAGCAGAUGUGCAGAUUUCCCAUGGUUUCAUGCAUGCUGGUUAUCCUAUCAUGGCACACAAGGGCUCAGCAGCCGCGCUGGUCAGCACUGACCAUAUUACGAAGAAAGGCCUGUGGGGCCCUAUCCAUGAACUCGGACACAACCAACAGAGAGGCUGCUGGGAGAUCAAACCACACACCACAGAGGGCACAUGCAACCUGUGGUCAGUGUAUGUGCAUGAAGAGGUGCUGGGGAUCAACAGGGAAAAGGCUCAUCCAGCUAUGACUUCAGCAAAGCGAAAUGGUCGAGUAGAGCAGUAUGCCAAGGCAGGCAGGAACCUCAGCAGUUGGAGCAUGUGGUCGGCCCUGGAGACUUACAUUCAGCUCCAGGAGAAGUUCGGCUGGGAUGCCUUUAAGAAGGUGUUUGGUGCCUACCACACGAUAAACAUCCAUCCAAAAGACAACAAAGGAAAGAUGAACCUGUAUGCUGAGACCUUCUCCACGACUGUGGGGAUGAACCUGUCUGGCUUCUUUAAAGGCUGGGGCUGGCCCAUAGAAACAGACACUGAGAAGAAACUCUCCAGCCUGCCUCUCUGGAGUGACCACCCCAUGGCCCAGUACAACUGAACUUCAGACUGCUGCUGAUUAAAAGUGAAGAUGGGUUUAAUGACUACUUGACAAUGACGGGUGAAUUCAUGGGAGGAUUGUGCAGCUUUUCAGGCCACAAAACAGACAGAAAUAAGACAAAAAGAAAUCUGAAAAUUCGCAAAAUUGGCUCCCUUCUAUAGAAAUGAGCUUCAUUGAACAUUGGUCCAAUUCAUAAAAAACAGCACUAAUUACUGCACAAAGUUGGUGGUAAUUGAGCAUAUUUAAAAGAGAUAUCUGCUUCUUCUUCAUUCAGGAUGUAGAGACGCAGUAGGCAAUCACAGCUAAAAUGAAUAAGGUUUCCCUCCAUGUCAUUUUUGAAAAUAUAUGAGAAAAAAAUUAAUGAAAAAGAAGGCUUUAUAAAGAAAAUAAUUUAUGCCCUCUCCUUCCUUUCCCAAAUCCUGCUUACAUUUACAAUCCUAUUUUUAUUUCCUCUCUCUUAACUGCCUUUGGGAGGUUUGGAUGGAAGUGUCACUCUGGCUUCACCCCUCAAGUGCAUUUAUAUUCUUUUACAUGGAUAACUGCAAUCAGACACACACGAAAAUACUGAAAAUUGCACUUAAUGGUAAAACUUAAAGGUUGUUUUUUUUAUUCUUAUAUCAUUAUUGUUAUUUCUGUUGUGAGACUGGGCAGAGUGAUGCACAAUUUGGGCAUUUUAGUUAACUGACUUUGUUUUUUUUGUUGUUGUAUUUUUAUCAUAUUUAUAUUAAUAUUUAAAAAACAAACAAGAUUUACAUAGUAACAUACAGAUAAAACAAAUAAAUUCAGUCGCACCAUUUGAAAAAAACAACAACAAGAAAAAGUAAAUGCUUUAAAACAAAAAAAUACCAAAAACCAAGAGGUCAUCAGACGGCUGUACUUCAUUCCACCUGUCUCAGUAGUACGUAGCACUAGCACUGUAACCUGUGCUGUACACAUAAUGGAGUUAUUUCAAUUCACAGUACUACACCCAGAAAAGUUUUUCUUGUUUUUUUUUCUACACUGAGUGCAAAUGCCAUUAAAAGUAAAUUACUUUCAUUACAAAUAUAAAAUGUAAGUUGAAAUCUGGCAAUUUAUAUAAUUAUUAUGUAUUUUAAGAAAAAUAGACUUUCUCCUGCUUUUUAAGGACUUGUAGUUAAUGUCGCUUAUAGAAAACAGGUUCUGUUUGAGGGUUAUAAUAACACUAAUUCUAUACUUAUUCUGUUA